AAAGACGAGACGACGAGAUUACGAGCCGGUUCACCUUGGUAAAACACCAGAUCACACCACCUACCUCAGCAUCGACCAUAAGUUCGAGUCCAAUUUCAGCCCCGAGCUACCACGAUGAAGGCCACCACAGCCCUCCGAGCCAUUCUCAUCCUCACCAGCAGCACCUCGACAGUCUCAGCCUUUUCAGCAGCCUCCACACCAGACUCACCACCCAGCCUCGAAGACACUCUCCACCACAACGAGCUCGGCUUCGCCUUCAACCACCUCCCGCGACAAGUGUCAACAGGCCAAGAGCUGCAAGCCUUCUUUUCCGAAAAGCCUUUGGGCGGAGCGUCAUCGCAACCGAUAGUGUUUUCUGGGAAUCCUGAAAGGCCGUUUGAAGUGGAGGGUGAUACUUUUCCCGACUUCCCAACAGCAGCCAACCGAGUCUGCGACAAGCAAAAGAAUGCGUGCGCGGAGAUGGCGAAUGAUGCGAGUGAGGUGAAAAGCUUUCGGGUUAGUGAUUGUGAUGAGCAGCGAGGUGAGUAGUAGUUCCCGGGAGUGUUUUUUUAGUGAGGUUCUCUCGAAAAGUGAAGAGGGUAUCUCUUCUUGGAU
Neurospora tetraspora is the source of this 594-nucleotide messenger RNA. RefSeq lists its product as uncharacterized. Lineage: Eukaryota; Fungi; Ascomycota; Sordariomycetes; Sordariales; Sordariaceae. The transcript has 2 exons. The record is from RefSeq and is a predicted model, not a curated record. The coding region runs from base 115 to 528 and encodes 137 amino acids.